CAUCUACUUCCCGAAACAAUUCAGCAGAACUCAAUCACUCACUUAACCAAUCGAACUCCUCGGUAUCUCGACGAUCCAACCCUCUUGACCAAUAUAUCACUCCACCCACAGUCAACACCACAUUAAUCACCCUCAAAAUGCCUGGCGUUACUUCUCAGUCUACCGGUUCCAAGUACGAUGCCAUUCCCGGCCCCCUGGGUUUGGCCUCUGCUUCCCUCGAGGGCAAGGUCGCCCUCGUGACCGGUGCCGGCCGUGGUAUUGGUCGUGAGAUGGCUCUUGAGCUCGGACGUCGCGGUGCCAAGGUCAUCGUCAACUACGCCAACAGCGCCGACACCGCCGAGGAGGUCGUCCAGGCCAUCAAGAAGGGCGGCUCUGACGCCGCCGCCAUCAAGGCCAACGUUUCCGACGUCGACCAGAUUGUCUCCAUGUUCGCCGAGGCCAAGAAGAUCUUCGGCAAGCUCCACAUUGUCUGCUCCAACUCCGGUGUCGUCUCCUUCGGCCACGUCAAGGAUGUCACCCCCGAGGAGUUCGACCGCGUCUUCUCCAUCAACACCCGCGGACAGUUCUUCGUUGCCCGCGAGGCCUACAAGAACCUCGAGGUUGGCGGCCGUGUCAUCCUCAUGGGUUCCAUCACUGGCCAGGCCAAGGGUGUUCCCAAGCACGCCAUCUACUCUGGUUCCAAGGGAACUAUCGAGACCUUCGUCCGCUGCAUGGCCAUCGACUUCGGUGACAAGAAGAUCACCGUCAACGCCGUUGCCCCCGGUGGUAUCAAGACCGACAUGUACCGUGACGUCUGCCGCGAGUACAUCCCGGGUGGUGCUGAGCUCGACGACGAAGGUGUCGAUGAGUACGCCGCCGGCUGGUCCCCUAUGCACCGUGUCGGUCUCCCGAUCGACAUUGCCCGUGUCGUUUGCUUCCUGGCUUCCCAGGACGGCGAGUGGAUCAAUGGAAAGGUCCUCGGCAUCGACGGUGCUGCUUGCAUGUAAACUACGUAUACCUAUUGUAGUAAUCGGAGUAAUGGGCAUCGGACGGGGAUACUAGAUUGGAUCACUGUACAUUUUAGAUUUAUGACAGGGGAUAUAAUGAAUAAAGAUAUGUGCCCCAUUACAAA
Colletotrichum phormii is the source of this 1111-nucleotide messenger RNA. Its product is annotated as short chain dehydrogenase. The transcript has 3 exons. The record is from RefSeq and is a predicted model, not a curated record. The coding region runs from base 138 to 986 and encodes 282 amino acids. Lineage: Eukaryota; Fungi; Ascomycota; Sordariomycetes; Glomerellales; Glomerellaceae.